UAUAUCGACCGCAUCAUUGACUGUGAAUCCCAUCUCAAGAGUUAUCCCGAAGUAAUCGCAGAUCAAAACAAUGGCCACAAACGGAACCACUGAUGAACACAAGACGAUCUACGAGUUCAGCGCCAAAGACAUCGACGGCAACGAGCAAUCGCUGGACAAAUACCGCGGAUUUGCGGUGAUUAUCGUAAACGUGGCCUCAAAUUGCGGAUUCACUAAAACCAAUUACAAAGAGCUGAACGAACUGUACGACAAGUACGAGGCCCGGGGUCUCCGAAUCGCCGCCUUUCCCUGCAAUCAGUUCCUCAAUCAGGAGUCGGCCUGUGAUGUGGACAUCAAGGAGUUCGCGAAGAAACAGGGAGUGAAGUAUGACUUCUACGCCAAGAUUGAUGUCAAUGGUGACAACGCCCACCCCUUGUGGAAGUGGCUCAAGGGACAGUUGUCUGGCUUUAUGGGUUCGUUCGUGAAGUGGAAUUUCACUAAAUUCCUGGUCAACAGGGAUGGCGUGCCCGUCAAGCGGUUUGCCCCCAACACCAGCCCUAAUAAGAUGAUCGCCGACAUUGAGGCCCUCCUCGACGCCCAGCCCUCCGCUAAUUGAGUGCUCUUUUUCCGUAUUACAGGUGCUGGACAUCCAUGUCUUCAUGUUUUACUCUCUCUCUCUCUCUCUCUCUCUCUCUCUCUCUCUC
Messenger RNA from Oppiella nova, 683 nucleotides. NCBI's taxonomy places the organism in Eukaryota, Metazoa, Arthropoda, Arachnida, Sarcoptiformes, Oppiidae. The record is from the annotation of a GenBank genome assembly.